This is a messenger RNA of Rhagoletis zephyria (snowberry fruit fly), 3939 nucleotides long. The record is from RefSeq and is a predicted model, not a curated record. Lineage: Eukaryota; Metazoa; Arthropoda; Insecta; Diptera; Tephritidae.
AUGAAUGUAAAAGAAAUGAUCGGCGGCUGCAUUGUUUGUGGUGAAGAGCAAAUCAGCGAUGAGAACUCGUUGAUCUACUGUGACGGACCUUGUGGACACGGCUUUCACCAGGCUUGCUAUGGCGUCGUCGAGAUCCCCAGCGGAGACUGGAUUUGUCGUCUCUGUGAGUUUUCAGUUUCUCAACCGAAAUGCGAGCUAUGCCCUUCGACUUUUGGAGGCUUCAAACCGACAGGCAACAAAAAGUGGGCUCAUGUAAUAUGCGGCCUCUUCUUGCCGGAAAUCACAUUUGGCGACAAGACUUUGAUGGAACCGAUUAUUCUUGAUGGAAUACAUCCUGAGAUUUUCAAGAAACCGUGCAUUUUAUGUAAAACGGCAAGUGACGCCUCUUACGGCGCUUGUGUGACUUGUAGUCAUCCGAGUUGCAAAACUUCCUUUCAUGUCACAUGUGGACAAGCUGAAGGCCUUCUUGUCGAGGAGACUGUCAAGUCUAAAAACGACCCAUCUGAUCCUGGAACAACCUAUUUUGUGGCAUACUGCUCAUCACAUUUGCAUAAGCAAGAACAUGUUGCGAAAAACCGAGCCAAUUCGUCUAAUAUGACAUAUUCAUAUCGUAUAAUGCCCAAGAUUAAACUGAAAGACCAACUUGCUCAUAAAUCCUCUUCCCUCAACCUUUCCUCCUCAUCAUCGACUACCUCUAGUGCUCCACCUUCUCCAGCAUCUACAAAGAAAAAAUCGUCCAGUAGUCGCUCUGCCACUUCAUCGAAAGCUGAUCGAGAACCAAAGUCUUCAUCGAAAGACUCGCGCAAUAAUACAAAGUCAGUUUCAAAAAAGUCAGCAAGUGCAUUAGACUCUAGCAGCAGUUUUAGCCCGUUUACAAACGGCUCCACAGCUUCAUUGCCCGGAAACUUACCUUUAAGCUUCUCAAGUGAGCAUUCUGCUUAUAAAUCUUCUUCACAUAAACUCGAAAGUCUUCAUCGUAAGAGUAAUAAGCACAAGUUAGAAAACGAUUCACCUUCAGCUAAGCACAGCAUUUCAACAAGUAAGCUUUCCAAAAUGGACAACACACUGUCACCAUUUGACAUUAGUGCAAAACAUCGCAUCGUUUCGCCAUCGACAUCGUCGGUAAAUCAGCCACCGCGAAAGCGUCAUCACUCUGAUUCGACAUCGUCGUCGGACAAAUCCUCGUCUGAUGACUCUAGUGACAAUUCAGAUUCAGACUCUAGCUCAUCCUCCUCCUCCUCCUCUUCUUCAUCUAAUCGCUCACGAGUGUCGCACAGGAGUAGAAAGUCGAACUCUUCUCGCUCCUCAUCGGAUGACUCUAGGCCGAAUUCUUCUUGUUCAUCGCAUUCCGAGGAAGAAGUUGAGAAAAGUAAAGUCAAAAAGGCCUUCAAAAAACCACAGCAGAUAAUCGCUGAAACGAUACGUGACUCUAUGGUGUUUCCUAAAACAACAGCAGCCACAAGUAAGAAAGCCAAACAGCCAAAUGAUAGCGCAAUCAGCAGCAGCAACAACACUAGCAGUGAAAGUUUACACUCUUCCUCGAUCGAUAAAAGCAGCUCCAACGGCAGAACAAAAUCUGAUAUCUUUAGCGAUAAGGGCAAAGCGUCGAAGUCAGCUAAGCAAAGCAGAACAAAUGUUCCUUCAUCAAAGAAAGAUCUUUCGCACAAUUCAUCGGCAAGUUCUUUAGGCUACACCAGCAGCACAAAGCCACCUGCUAGCAGCGAUUCAAAGUCAAUGUUUGUCUUAAAAUCAGACGGUAGUGAUGAUGAAACGUCGGAAUACAGUAAACGUUCAAAGAAAUCUCAAAAAUCGUCAAAGCCAAAGAAAUCUGCUAAUGCGUCUAGUUCUGUUAACUCAAACCGCUCAUCAAAGAAAAUUACCUCUAAUAAGUAUGUAAUUUCUGGAAGCUCCGAUGAAUCUUCCGACGAAAAGUGUCCCACUGACGCGUCCGACGACGAAAAGUCAAAGUACAAAUCUGAAGACGAUUCGGAUAAUGAUUUUGAGUUUAAAAAGAAAAGUGCAAAAAUGACUUUUAACAAAAAGUCAACUACUGAAAAGAAACCCAAGGCCGUCGCUCGAUCAAGGACCACGUCGUCUUCGAGUAGUAGAAAGAAAUCAGUCAGUGAUGAGUCGAAGCCAAUCAUUAUUCCAAGUGGAAGGCGAAGUCCAGUUAAGAAGGAGUUGCCCCAGCAAACCACAGCAAGUAUUAAAGGAAAGCCGCUGGCAAAAGACGCAUUCACUGAUCCGCCUGUUCCGGCGUCUGCUCGUGCACGGAGAACAUCGGCCUCUAGAUCGCCUGCCAAAAGCAAAAUGAAAAUAAGUGCCCCCCAAACUGCUGAUUUGAAGCCUGAUGUGGAGAACAUGGAAACAGAUGCAGUGUUUGUAGGAGAGAGUGAUAGUAACACAAUGUCGAGUCCAUUACGACCUCACAGGGGAGCCCUGAAAGCGGCACCACCAUUUGUGGUUAAUCACCAUGACUCUCGAGUAAUGUCCCCCAGUGUGAAUGACGACUCCACCAUGAGUUCGGUUUUGUCACCUCCACACUCCUACCGAUCGUCUUUCAUGAGCCCAUCUGGCCGAAGCGCAAUGGAACAUAGUGGCCUCAACAUUCACAUUCCUGUCAAGACCGGUGCUACUACUAAGGAGCCACCUGUGGCGAGUCAACGCAUUUCACCGCGAAUCGCCGCUCUCAAUGAAGCCAGACCGCCCCCUCAAAUGGCGAACUUGUUCGUUCCUAGAACAAUUGAAGAACUUAUUGAGUUUCAAACAGUCAACACUACCAAUUUUCUGCUCAGUCGAGAGGAAAAUCGUGACAUUGCAGCGCUGAUGCGCCAGUUGAACUCGCUGAUUCAGGAAAACUCGCAGACUGAGAGAAGUAUAGAGUCUCUGUCGAAAGAGCUAAACUGUCUCAUGACACUGAACAAGGAACUUAAAGGUGUGGAGAUAACUAGUAGUACUUCAAUCAUUUCCAAACGAUCUCAAGCGGCUGAACUGACGUUAAACGGUGUGAAUGGUGAAGCUUUAGGGAGAUCGAGAGCGCUCACGGCCACCUCGGGCAUUGGCUCUCUGGUUACCACUCCCAGCCUUUCAUCUUCCGAACUGGACUCGCAGUCCUCGUGUUCCAUGCCAACGAGCCACCCGACCACUUUUACUUCAAUACUAAACAGUAAACCUAGCGCCACUCCGACUUUGAUAUCUUCUCUCAACUCUGUGACACCUCUCGCUCCGACGACGACCACUGCAAGCUCCAUGAUCUACUCUAGCUCAUCUCACCAGCCACUGUCCACGACGACACUUCAAAAUGCAAACACUUCAAUGGCCAACAUUCUAGCGGCGAAUAAUCAUUUCAGCCAACACGGCCAACAAGCUCCGUAUAAUCAACCCUUUGUUCUCAACUCGAACCACGCCACUAAUGCAAGUACUUCACGAUCUCGUCAGGGAGAAAUCAAUCUCUCAGCCUCCUUAUCUGCCUCACUCUACGCCUCCGCUGGGGUGCAUCAUCAACCGCCUCAGCAGGUGACACCUUUGGGCAGUCACCUUCAUGGUCAGGUGCCAGGAGGCCAUCCGUUGGAUAAUCUGACAAAUCCAGCCAUUCUCAACCAACUGAACCACCUUGUGACGACUGGGCAAGUGCCUACGGGUGCUCUUCGCCACUCCGCCUCGUACCAGCAACUGAUAGGAGCAUCUGCGCAGUACGAACAGCACCAGCAGCAGCACUCUGCAUCCAAUGGAAGCAACAUCAAUGGUCGACAUGCCCCGCUCACUCGAAGAAACAGCGGCAAUUCGGCCGCAGCUUUGAAUCACCACCACUCAAUGGCGAAUGGAGUUGGCACUGGCACUUCAUCUACCUCUGCCAGUAAUCGACCAUACGAAAACAGCCUGGGCCAUGCGUCCACCAAUGGCGGCCCAAAUUCCGCCCACUUUUAUAACCACAACUAG